AUGAGAGAGCAAGAUAGGACAUUCAUUGUCUCUGGCGGAUCUUCUGGGCUUGGCCGGGCAACGGCAGGAGCUUUCGCUCGCAUAGGGGCAUAUGUUGCGAUAUUCGACAUCGCAGAGCCUGCCGACGCGAUCGUGGAAGAGCUCCCAGCCGACCGGGUAAAGUUCUACGAAUGGAAUAUAAUAUCCACGAGUAAUGUUGAAGGUUCUGUGCAAGAUGUUAUUGAAUGGAGCAAUGAGACUCAUGCACCCUUGGGUGGAAUUUGUUGCGCUGGUAUGCUAUCGCCCGGAAAGAUCAUCAGAUCAUCUUUCGAGCCUCUGGCUCUAUCAACUAUUCGAAAUGCUAUCAACAUAAGUCUUGUUGGGACAAUCGACCUUAACGAAGGCAAACGUGGGGUGUUCAUCAUGGUAUCUUCCGCUGCAGAGUACGAUGGGCAACCUGGUCAAGUAGUAUAUUCUGCUACUAAGGGAGCUAUUCGGUCCUUGACGCUACCCCUGGCACGAGAUUUGAGUCGGUAUGGGAUCAGAGCUGUGUCAAUUGCUCCUAAUAUGUUCUCCGCUGCUAUGAUCGCGAAAGGGAAAAUGCCUGAAAAGGCACGCCAGGCGAUCGAGCGCCACUUUGUAUGGCCAAGACGAGCCGGAAAUCCUGAUUAA
This is a messenger RNA of Aspergillus alliaceus, 651 nucleotides long. RefSeq lists its product as uncharacterized. The coding region runs from base 1 to 651 and encodes 216 amino acids. NCBI's taxonomy places the organism in Eukaryota, Fungi, Ascomycota, Eurotiomycetes, Eurotiales, Aspergillaceae. The record is from RefSeq and is a predicted model, not a curated record. The transcript has 4 exons. Gene Ontology annotation, molecular function: oxidoreductase activity.